AUGCUUGACCUUCAAAAUUACUCUGAACUGUGUGAGGGAAAGACCACGGAGAUAUUUGUCUCUCGUUACCGCCUCUUCGAUGAUGCUAUGGAAGAGAUAUUGAGGGAUGAUCCGCUAGCGAUUGAUUUCAGUGUACCUUUAGAGGUGAUCUUCACCGGCGAGGGCGCUCAAGAUUAUGGUGGUCCAAGGUGGGAAUUUUUGGGCAUGGUGAUGCGCGAAAUACGUGACAAGCUCUUCAAGGAAGAAAGAGAAGGCUACAUCAUUUUUGAGAAAAAAGAAGCACUAGACAGGAAACAUUAUUAUGGAGCUGGCCUCUUUUUUUUGGUAAAUAUGCAAAGCCUACUGAGACACCUAUGUCAAUUUCACUUGAGCACACAAGAAUUUCAAUUUACCUUUUUAUUGCAGGUUUCAGUUUGUUGCAAGGUGGUCCUUUGCCUACUUUCCUUGCUGAAGACCAGCUUCAGCGAAUCUUCAAAAAGAUGAUUGACUAA
Pocillopora meandrina is the source of this 491-nucleotide messenger RNA. The record is from the annotation of a GenBank genome assembly. Lineage: Eukaryota; Metazoa; Cnidaria; Anthozoa; Scleractinia; Pocilloporidae.